This is a messenger RNA of Westerdykella ornata, 1650 nucleotides long. RefSeq names its product Nucleotidylyl transferase. Bases 74 to 1558 code for a protein of 494 amino acids. Gene Ontology annotation, biological process: tryptophanyl-tRNA aminoacylation. The transcript has a single exon. Gene Ontology annotation, cellular component: cytoplasm. Gene Ontology annotation, molecular function: ATP binding; tryptophan-tRNA ligase activity. NCBI's taxonomy places the organism in Eukaryota, Fungi, Ascomycota, Dothideomycetes, Pleosporales, Sporormiaceae. The record is from RefSeq and is a predicted model, not a curated record.
CUCGGCGCAAUUUAUGUUUCUGAACACAGUCGCAUUCCUCUCGUUCGAACAACCAAAUCCUCAGUAUAUCGCCAUGACUGAGCCAGAGCCUCCCUCCGUUGCUGCUCUCAGCCUUGCCGAGACCGCGACUCAGCCCGUAGCGAAAGCGACCGAGCAAGAGAUCAAUCCGUGGGAUGUGCACGCGGCGACCGACGAGCAGGGCAACGUCUUGGAGUUUGACUACAAGGCCAUAUCAGAGAAAUGGAACACAAAACUGAUUGACGGUGCGCUGCUGGAGCGGUUCGAGCGGGUAACAGGCCACAAGCCCCACCGCUGGUUACGGAGAGGCUUGUUCUUCUCUCACCGCGACCUGGAACUCAUUCUGGAUGCAUACGAGAGGGGAGAGACGUUCCUUUUGUAUACUGGACGCGGCCCCAGUAGCGAUUCCAUGCACAUAGGACAUACGAUACCUUUCGAAUUCACCAAAUAUCUUCAAGAUGUCUUCGACGUACCGCUCGUCAUCAUGUUAACAGACGACGAGAAAUUCCUCUUCAAGGAGAAGCUAAAGCAAGAGGAAGUGUACCAAUUCGCGCGAGACAACGCAAAGGACAUCAUUUCCAUUGGCUUCGAUGUCAAAAAGACCUUCAUCUUCAUCGACUCGGAAUUCUUCACCUCAGGAUACAACCGCCACUUCAGCCUCAACAGCACCGAAUUCGAGAAACUCAUCACAAACAACCAGGUCCGCGGCGCCUUUGGAUUCGAUGGGUCCACCAACAUCGGCGCCAACGCUUUCGCCGCGAAACAGUGCGUGGCCGCCUUUGCGUCCUCAUACCCCUUCAUCUUCGGUGAGGAUCAUAAGACGUACCGCCGCUCGAAACAACUAGCAGCGAUGCCCUGCCUCAUUCCCUGCGCCAUCGACCAAGACCCCUAUUUCCGCAUCGUCCGCGAGAAUUGCUCGAGAAUGGACAACCCCAGUCCUAAACCCGCGCUCAUCCACUCCAAGUUCCUGACUUCGCUGCAAGGGGCGGGCGGCAAGAUGAGCGCCUCGAAUCCCAAUUCCGCGAUAUACAUGUCCGACACGGAAAAGCAGAUCAAGAACAAGAUUAACAAGCAUGCGUUUUCCGGAGGGCAGGAGACGCUCGAAUUACAUCGCGAGAAGGGCGGCAACCCGGAUAUCGAUGUGCCGUAUCAAUAUCUGACGUACUUCGAAGAUGAUGACGAGAAGAUUGCAAAGUUUGCCGAGGAUUACAAAAAGGGCAUCAUGUUGACGGGAGAGAUGAAAAAAGAGUGCAUAAACAUGAUGACGGCGUAUGUGAAGAAGUUCCAGGAGGCGAGGGCGAAAAUCACGGACGAGGUCUUGGAGGAGUACUUGCGGCCGAGGAAGUUGGAGUGGAGGGGGAAUCCAAAUCCUACGAAGCCGAAGACGAGUGCCACAGAGAAGGAGGUUGAUGGAGCACCCGCUGUGGAUGAGGAUGGCAAGCCCUUGACGAAGAACCAGCAGAAGAAGUUGGCGAAGUUGGCCGAGGUCGAGAGGAAGAAGCGGGAGAAGGAGGCUGCGGCGGCGGCGAAGGCAUCAUGAAAUAGGGGUGAUGGAUAGACAUGCGUAUUCCAUAGACGGAGAUUUUUAUCAAUAAAACGCUUGAUUUCGUGAAGGUGUAAUUCGACGAUCAU